Molecule: messenger RNA, 1273 nt
Organism: Gossypium raimondii (Peruvian cotton)
Lineage: Eukaryota; Viridiplantae; Streptophyta; Magnoliopsida; Malvales; Malvaceae
Exons: 8
Coding region: 192-911 (239 amino acids)
Molecular function (GO): RNA binding
Source: RefSeq, a predicted model, not a curated record
CCAAUAAAAACCCGAGAAGGAGAAAAUUAGCUAAAGAUUAAGCAAGGCCACGGAAGAAGAAAAAAGGGAUUCGCUGUUUUGUUUCCUUCUGCUACUGGUUAGGGUUUAAAUCAGGGGUUUUCCUUCUUCUUGUUCUUCUUCUUCUUCUUCUUCUUCUCACUGCUUCACCACUAUUCCACCAUCAACAACCAAUGGAUAGAUACCAGAAAGUAGAGAAGCCAAAGCCUGAAUCACCCAUUAACGAGAAUGAGAUCCGAAUCACUUCCCAAGGUGCUAUUCGGAACUACAUCAACUAUGCUAUUGCUCUUCUUCAGGACAAGCAUGUGAAGGAAAUUGUCUUGAAAGCAAUGGGACAGGCAAUCAGUAAGACAGUAGCCAUUGCCGAGAUUUUAAAGAAACGGAUUCCUCGCUUGCAUCAAGAUACUUCCAUUAGCUCGGUGAGCAUAACUGAUGUGUGGGAGCCUAUUGAAGAGGGCCUUGUUCCUGUGGAGAUGACUCGCCAUGUCUCAAUGAUAUCUAUUACCUUGUCAACCAGAGAACUAAACAAAAACUCUGUUGGGUAUCAAGCUCCACAUUAUGCUGAACAACCAAAGCCACAAUAUCAUUAUCAGCAGCAGCAACUGCCAAAACAAGGUCGCAUCCCAUAUAAUGCUGUUAAUGAAGAUUCAUAUGGCCGAGGUAGGGGUCGUGGUAGAGGCAGAGGGAGGGGGCGGAGUUGGGGCAGGGGUGGCUAUGGAAAUUAUCAAGAUAAUGGUGGAUAUUCAAACUGGGGCAGAGGUGGAGGGCGAGGAAGAGGUUGGGGUUAUCGUGGUGCUGGUUAUGAAAGAGGUAGAGGUGGAGGUGGUAGAGGCUUUAGCCGUGGCCGUGGGAGGAUGGGUGGUGGUGGUCGCUCGAGGGGUGGUGGCUACUGAAGCAUAAUCAAAGACGGAUAAAGUUUGUGUUUUUACCCCCUUUAGCUAGAUGCUUGCUUGCCUUGGCCAGUGGGAAAUUAUGGAAGUAGUUCAGUUUCUAAUAGCGUGAGAUUGUGGCUUAAAAUCUCCAGCACUAUUAAGCAGUGGUAAUGUGUUUGUUUCUGCAUUAUAUGGAUGAGAGGGUAGGGGUAGUUUUGUUGGGUUUUUUUUCGCAUUUAGCCAAGGGCAAGAUGAUGAUGAUGAUGAUGAUGGGUUUAUAUGAUUUGUGCUGUAAUUGAAGUUACCCUUAUGGUUUUGCCAAAUCUCAAAUACCCUAUCAUGUUUAUAUAUAUAUAAUAUGAUUUCUUUAUUCCUUGGAUGUA